CAUGAAUAAAAUGUGGGGUAGGAAUAGAUUAUUAAAUUUUAAGGCAUUCAGUAAAUAAUUGUAUAUAUACGUACAAGAGAUUAAAAAACAUAGCAAAUGAUAUUAGAAAAGAUUUUAGAGUCAUUGAAAGACAAAAGAGUAUUUACAAUUUAAAUAUUGAUUACAAAAUACGAUUAAAAUAAAUUUGUUGAGAAAGUAUUAGGUUUAACAAUGCUUACAUUUGAUAUUAGAGAUCAAUAAAAUAAAGUAUAGAUGUAUAGAAUCAGAGUAGAAUCAACUAUUUGAAGAUCCU
This is a messenger RNA of Paramecium sonneborni, 292 nucleotides long. Lineage: Eukaryota; Ciliophora; Oligohymenophorea; Peniculida; Parameciidae. The record is from the annotation of a GenBank genome assembly.